Messenger RNA from Lodderomyces jiufengensis, 606 nucleotides. RefSeq names its product 40S ribosomal protein eS8 (gene RPS8A). Gene Ontology annotation, biological process: translation; maturation of SSU-rRNA from tricistronic rRNA transcript (SSU-rRNA, 5.8S rRNA, LSU-rRNA). Bases 1 to 606 code for a protein of 201 amino acids. The transcript has a single exon. Gene Ontology annotation, cellular component: cytosolic small ribosomal subunit; ribosome. The record is from RefSeq and is a predicted model, not a curated record. Gene Ontology annotation, molecular function: structural constituent of ribosome. Lineage: Eukaryota; Fungi; Ascomycota; Pichiomycetes; Serinales; Debaryomycetaceae.
AUGGGUAUUUCAAGAGACAGUCGUCAUAAAAGAUCAGCAACUGGUGCCAAAAGAGCCCAAUUCAGAAAGAAAAGAAAGUUCGAAUUAGGUAGACAAUCAGCUAAUACCAAAAUUGGACCAAAAAGAAUUCACUCAGUUAGAACCAGAGGAGGAAAUGAAAAAUUCAGAGCUUUAAGAAUUGAAACCGGGAAUUUCUCAUGGGCUUCUGAAGGUGUUUCAAGAAAAACAAGAAUUGCAGGUGUCGUUUACCAUCCAUCAAAUAAUGAAUUAGUCAGAACUAAUACUUUAACCAAAUCAGCAGUUGUUCAAAUUGAUGCUACUCCAUUCAGACAAUGGUAUGAAAAUCAUUAUGGAUCAACUUUAGGUAAAAAGAAACAUGCCCCAGUUGAAGUUUCAGAUGUCAAAAAAUCAAGAAAAUUAGAAAGAAAAUUAGCUGGUAGAUCAGGUGCUGCUGCUAUUGAACAAGCUGUUGAUUCACAAUUCGGUGCUGGUAGAUUAUAUGCUGUUAUUUCAUCAAGACCAGGUCAAUCAGGAAGAUGUGAUGGUUAUAUUUUAGAAGGUGAAGAAUUAGCUUUUUACUUAAGAAGAUUAACUGCUAAAAAAUAG